GGGUUUAUUUGUAAGUUAACAUCUAAUACGAGUCUUGUCUUAUGUUAACCAAAUAAUAGUGAUGACAAAUCAACCUUUACAUUUCAAUAUCACCAUUAUAACCAAAGUUAAUCAGUUUCAUUUGUAACAUUAUUAACCUUAACCUUCAAUUAGCAAAUUAAUUAACUAUAAGAUUAAUAUAAUAUUUAUGCAUUUAAUGUGCGUUUAGCGUUUGUUUUGUGUUUACUUAUUGUGCGCUCUCAUUUCAACCAGUUAGACCAAAGAAAAAGGUUUAACUUUUCUGGUCAUUUUCACCACUCGAUUUGGUUCUGUUUGUUUUCAGUGUUCAACCCAAAUAACAUCUUCAAGCAUUCAUCUGGUUUAUUAUUUGGUUUAUUUAUAUUUUUGGUGAAUGUAUCGGUGAAUUAAUUGGUAAAUUAACUGGUGAAAUAAUGGUUACCAUUAAGUUUCCAUCCAUUGAGAAGCAAAAUGAAUUUCAUGCUAACUUGGAUAUUACUAAGGAAUCUAAACUGCCAUCUUUAACAAUUGUUUAAUGGUCUAAUUUUAAUCUUCCUUGCCUAGGAGACGUUCAAUUUAAAUUAAUUGUGUCUGCUUAUUUCUUCAAGUGGCUUGUAUAUUAUUCAAUUGUUGGUUAAUUAUUCAAUUUAAAAUGACAAUUUGUCAAGAUAUCAACUGUUUUCAAACACCUUAUCGGCAAGAUGCUUCGCCUUAUGGACGUGAAGUUACCUUUGAUUGGAAGGUAAUUGAUUAUUGUGAUCAACAAAAGCUUCUUCCCUACCAAUGGACCAGAUCAGCUAAAUGUAUUCUCGUUGGUGAUGUUGGUGUUGGUAAAACAUCUUUACUUAAAAGAUCCUCUUGUGAUGAAUUUACAUUUGAACAUAAGGAUACCAUUGGAGUUGAUUUUGAGAUACAAAAAUUUUCCAUUUUAGGAAAUCAUUUCGAUCUUCAGAUUUGGGACACUGCUGGCCAGGAAAGAUUCCGUUCAUUGGCAAGCUCGUAUUUUCGUGGAUCAAAUGUUGCUUUGAUUGUUUUUGAUUUAACCAAUGUUAAAUCGUUACUCAGUACACUUAAUUGGUCCCGUGAAGUCCUCAAGUGUACAAAAAAUCCAAUCAUUUUUCUCGUUGGAUCCAAGAGUGAUGCUGUUUCUCCAGCUGCCCGAGAAUUCAAUGAAUCCGAGGCAAUGAAAAUAGCUGAAAGACUGAAAGCUGAAUAUUGGUCAGUCUCAGCUCGAACAGGUGAAAAUGUUAUCGCAUUGUUUCACCGAAUCUCCUGUUUAACCUUUCAAAAAAUUAUUCGAGAGCGAAUUGAAGAAAUGGAAGCCAUCAAAAGUUCACCUCACCUUACUGUGCCUGUCAAAUCUCUUCCAUUGAGACCCACAACGAGUAUAAUCACUUUGAAUAAGAAAAAGAAAGUAUCAACAAUCAAGAAUUGUCUAAACCUCAGAAGAUUUUAUAAACCAAAGUGACAAUCGCAAAGAUACAACGAGUCUAUCUGGAGGAACACAAAAGACUCUGAUUUGAAACUAGUCUUUGAUUUGGUUUACAGUUUGGUAAUGGAAUCAAGGAUAAACCAGGGUUUUGCAGUUAUUUCACUUCCAACCAAGUGUGGAGUUGGAUUAGCUGAUUCACUUUUAUUUUUGAGCGUUUCCGAUGGGAAUGACUGUAAUAUAUUUCAUUGCAAUCGAUACAAUACAAACCAAAGUUAAAUCAUACCGACCCAAUUUAGUAAUCAUCCUAGAAAUUGAUAUCUUUCUCUGUAAUUUGUUGAAUAUCACUCAUGAAUAUUUUGUGAUGCAUCUUUAAAUUUUUUUAUUCUUUGCUCAAAGCUGGCCCAAUUAAUUAGUUCAAUCUGAUAUGAAUAAUCCUUCAAGAUUAUUGAUGCCCUUUGCAUUGGUACUAAUUACACCAAAAAUGGGAAUCUUUUGUUGAUCUGUUAAAUCAGAUUGGCAUGAAUGUAAAUAUUGUAUUAAAAUAAACAAUUUUUUAUCUAAUUAA
Tetranychus urticae (two-spotted spider mite) is the source of this 1994-nucleotide messenger RNA. Its product is annotated as ras-related protein Rab-34-like. Lineage: Eukaryota; Metazoa; Arthropoda; Arachnida; Trombidiformes; Tetranychidae. The record is from RefSeq and is a predicted model, not a curated record. Gene Ontology annotation, molecular function: GTP binding; GTPase activity.